This is a messenger RNA of Leptinotarsa decemlineata (Colorado potato beetle), 2152 nucleotides long. Its product is annotated as L-selectin. The record is from RefSeq and is a predicted model, not a curated record. NCBI's taxonomy places the organism in Eukaryota, Metazoa, Arthropoda, Insecta, Coleoptera, Chrysomelidae.
UUGAUAAACAAUGAUAUGCUUUCACUAAAGACGCUCAUUCUUGGGAUUCUUGGACAUCAUAUCGGAUCUUGGGAGGUCAAGAUCAAAAUGAACAGCCUCUUCAUUCUUGUAGUCGGAUUUUUCGCAAUUUCCGCAGCUCAAAAUCAAAAUGGAAGAAUAUUAGAACCUCCAGUUCCCACCCUCUGCGCUCAAAGGGUUAUCCAUGAAAGGACACCAGAUGGUAAAGGAUAUUUCUUCAGUUGGAGAGACCCCAAUACUAAAGGCGUUGAACAAGACUGGCUGUCCGGUAGAAAUUAUUGCAGAAAACGUUGCAUGGAUCUUGUUUCCUUGGAAACAAGCGCUGAAAAUGAAUGGAUCAAAAAACAUUUGGUGGACGAGAAGGUGAAAUACAUCUGGACCUCCGGCAGAAUUUGCGACUUCAAAGGUUGUGAACGUCCCGACUUGCAACCCAUCUCCAUCAACGGUUGGUUCUGGACGGCUGUUCUUCAAAAAUUGGCUCCAACCACUCAGAGGGACCAAAACGAUUGGUCGGAAACGGGAGGUAUUGGAAAACCCCAACCAGAUAACCGUGAAGCGCAUCAAGGGGGAGCAACCGAGAACUGUUUGGCUGUGCUCAACCAGUUUUACAACGACGGAGUCAACUGGCACGAUGUUGCUUGCCAUCAUGUCAAGCCUUGGGUGUGUGAAGAAAAUGAUGAUCUUCUGAAGUAUGUGCGGUACACCAAUCCGAAUUUAUUGAUUUAGAGCGGAGUUGGGAGAGUUUGGACAAUAUUUUUGACUCUAAUGGACCGUAUUUCAUUUGACGAAAAGGGAGGCAUUUGGUGUUGUGUGAUUGCAUACCACUUCUACGUCUUUUGAACGCUAGUUUCAAAAGACGGCUAGCAUUAUUUUUCACGAAUAUAAUCAAUUUCAAAUUUGACCGCAUACAUUUCAUGUUGCGCCAUCUAAUGGAAAAAAGUGGAACUGUAUGAUUUGACACAAAUUCAAUGGUGCCAACAAUGAAGUAUAAAAUCCGGCUACCAUUUCUUCUUCUUUUUAUGGACUUUGCUUCCCCUACGGCGCGGUAAAUCUGCGGCUACCAUUUAAUCCUUAUCGAAUAUUGUCAAUUGUAAUUUUAAACAUAUUUUUCAAUACGUACGAGAGAUUUCGUAAUGGCAUUCAAAGUUUAUCGAUUUGAUAUUCAUUUCAGAUUAUUACCAAUGAUAGUCGUUCUUGAGAAAAGGUCAUUCUAUUCUAUAUUCCUUAAAAAAUCUCCAUGACAAUUAUAAAAAGACCAGAACGUCAGAGAGAUAAGAUAUGAAAAAGAAUUGUGGUUGAUGGUAGAUCUCUGGACAAACUCUGUACAAGGUACAUGACACAUUUUACAGGAUUUUUUUCUAAACUAAAUUUUUGAUAAAAAUGUACUUACCUAUAAAUCAUGUUAUCUGCCCCAGAAUUCUUCUUUCUUACAUAACAGUGGCAGCUUCCAGAAAAGCCUUCAAAUUGUCCCACUCUAGCUGAUUUGAAUAUUCUAUAAAGCUUUUUUUUUAAUAUUUGGUGUGCUCCGAAUUUAUUACCUACCAAUGAAUAGAAGAAUAAUGUCACAGAAUAUUAUAAAACUUUCACGAUACUACUCAAUUUAUUCAUUGAAUAUGUUAAAGUACAUAACAAAAAUUGAGUUGUGUUCUAGCCCUUGGUAUCAUUUUGACUUUGAGCAGAUGAUAUUAGCUUUGCAUAUAGACUAUUCUAUAUACGAAGCUAUUAGACACUUCUUGUACAAAAAAUUACUUUGUUGAAUCACCCUUUUUUCCGAAGUGUUCGUCUUCAGAACACUUUGGGAUUAUUUUGCAAAAAUAACUUGAUAUAUGAAACAUAUUGGGUAUUUUGUGUUGAAAAAUCCAUUUUAACCAAAGUUAAAGAAAGAAAUCCCAUUCCCCCAUUAGCAGAGCAGUUUCAGAUUGUUUCUCUGUUUUUUGAGAGAAAGCAGCAUAUUUUUAAAAUAGAUUUGUUGAUUAUCUACAGGUCAUGGAGAGAAUAGCAAUGUUCUUAUGUACCUAUACUUGAAUUUUGCCAGUUUCCAGAUUUGUUAAAUUUUCAAAUAUUUUUUGUAGUAAAUGUGAAAAACUGUGAAACAAUAUUCAGAUAUUAUUGACAAUGACCAAGAAAAAACAAC